AUGCCUGGCGCUGGUUCCAUCGACGUGAGAUCCGCAUACCUAAGGUUGAUCGACGGCUUGCUGGCAUUGUACCACGGUGCAGCUAUAAAACAUGCGGAGAAGCUAUGCGAGCUCAGAGACAGCCAGCUCGAUUUGGCAGACUGCCUCCACGAUAUCGAACAACGAAUGGCCUCGGUUUCCUCCGAAAUGCAAGCAGGUGUAGGAUUAGUUCUGACGGAAGAGGAUAAAGUCAGGAAGCAGCUAAUGGAGAGGAUGCUUAAAGAAUUGGAGCGCUCUAAGGCAGUUUACGAGGAGAAAUUGGUGUCUGGCGCUCUGCAAAUGGCGUGGGUGGUCGGUGCCAUUUGGACGAAACAGCGGCAACAGGAGUUGGCGAAACACUUCGCUGGUACACUGUACUCCCUCCGAUUGUCUUCUGACCCCGAAUACGCCACUCAUAUUGAAGUCGCAAGUAAAGAAAUACUGCCUGGUAAAAGCUCCCUUCUCGGCAAUAGCAGUUACGCUUCGCUCCAGUUAGAGUACACGUCCAGCUCGGAUCAGAGUCCACAAAGCCAAGCAUCUCAAACAGCGACUCCUAGACAGAGCUCUGGUGCCCACAUGAAUAUUUUGAAUCCACAUAACGGACAAGCUGGAUUUGCUGAGUCAUUAUUCGCGUUUGUGCCGGAGUAUCAUGUCGACGCCAUGUUGGAACUGUGCAAUACGCUGAGGCUGUACAUGCACCCGACCGUACCGAUUCACCAAAUAGCAGAAUGGGACGAGCUGAUGGUGUCAUGCGCGGGAUUCCUCUGCGCAGAGUUCGCGGAUCAACGGAUAGUGCUGGCCAGUACGAGAGAGUCCCUUGUCCAGACCUUAGCGUCGUUUGCGACCCAGCCGUCGACGAUGAGGGCCAUAGAAAAGGUGCCGAUAAAGCAGCAGAUGUGCAUGGUGGAGGAGUUGGUGCGGCCUUAUCAGAACCGCGCUUGGGCGCAGUCCAACUGGGUGCUCGUCCGUUUCUGGCACGGCUCCGGAUUUGGCUUUCGCCACCGACAGUGGCCACAUUUGGCUGCCAAAUUCGGAGACAGAGAGCCUACAGUGAAUAAUUUAGGAGCCAAAGUGGACGCUGGGCUUAUGAGCCAAUGUUUCGGACCCUGUCCGUCGGAAGUAAUCCAGAGUCGCGUGAGAGACUAUCUAUUAGCGAACCCCAAGGAGGCGGCAUCGUUCCUUAACUCCUUGCUUAGUCAGCUAAACUGGGCCUUCUCGGAGUUUAUCACAAUGAUGCAAGAGAUGGAUAGAGUACACAUUGACGCCAAUCUGGAGCCGCGUCAGAUAAAACUGUGCGCGACUUGCUUCGAUCUGUAUCAUGGGCUGGCUCGGGCGCUUGAGAUGACUCUCCACUUGGUGCCGACGAUGCUAACUAAACCCGAAGUCAGCGAUAACCAAAACGAUCUCCUACUUGGACGCACUUGCCAGAUUCUAAUGGCGGUGCUGUCGCGCGUGUGCGUGCGUGGUGGCGGCGGGGCCGGUUUCGCGCGUCUGGUUGCCAGGGGCCUACCUGACACCGAUCGGAUCCAUUACUACGUCGCCCUAGCCCCUGUAGCUGGGUGCCUCAUUCGCAUGUUGCAUCCUGAUCUUCCCGCUGAUCACUUGCAAAAGGUGACCAAAGUCAUUGUGAACGAGCCUUUAUUCCGUAUAGAUGGCCUGGAAUUUAUGCUUGGGAAGUCUGAAGACAAGCGAUUCUCUUUCUAUAAUUAUCCGGACGACGUCACCGUGGACGAGCUAAAAUCUCUAGAGGCGGUGAUAGGGCGGUUGCGUGUCGCCCGCGAGGCGGUCGCGAAGAUCAGCUCGCCCGGCUCCAGUGGGACCCAGUCCGACCUGCUCUGCACCAUCUGUUACGCCAGGCCAGCCGAUACGGCGUUCAUGCCGUGCGGCCACCACUCUUGCCGUCCGUGUAUAAUGCAGCAUCUGUUGAACAGCAAACAGUGUUUCUUCUGCAAGGCGGAUAUCGAAUCCGUGCGAGAGAUUGAACCGUUGAGCAAU
Molecule: messenger RNA, 2013 nt
Organism: Iphiclides podalirius (scarce swallowtail)
Lineage: Eukaryota; Metazoa; Arthropoda; Insecta; Lepidoptera; Papilionidae
Source: the annotation of a GenBank genome assembly